Molecule: messenger RNA, 2471 nt
Organism: Paramecium octaurelia
Lineage: Eukaryota; Ciliophora; Oligohymenophorea; Peniculida; Parameciidae
Source: the annotation of a GenBank genome assembly
AUGUUGCGAUUAAGUUUAAACUUAAUGCGAAGAAAUGUUUUUAGAUAUUCUAUGCCAUUAAUGGCUUUUUCGUCAGAUAAAGAACCUCCUAAAGGUAUUUUUGGUUGAGAAAGCUUAUAGGGUUUUAAAAAUUUUAGAGGAAAUCGAAAAUCCAAUAGGAACAGAAAAAGGAGGAAAAGCAAGAGCAAAAAGUCGAAUAAGAAGAGAAAAGAGAGCAAAAUGAGCAGGUGAUAAAGGAGGAAGAGGAGAUCGAAGAAUAGCAAUAAAAGGGUAGAGAUUGAAGUAUAUUAAAAGUAGUCGAAAAGCCUUAGAAGAAGAAGUACCAUUUCACCUAUGAUCCAAAAUCAUUUAAUUUGUAAGAUGAGAAUAAGAAGGAAGAGAAAUAGGAGAAAUAGGAAAAAUAGGAGCAAUAGCAAGAGAAAUAGGAUGUAAAGGAGGAAGAAUAAAAAGAAGAAUAGCAAUAACAAUAGCAAUCUUAAAAGAAAUUUCCAUUACCUGAUAUCAAUUUUGAGAAGGUGUUUGAGUACUUCAACAAUCCUAAAAAUCGAAAUUACAUUUACAUGUUCUUGGGGGUCAGUGGUUUAGCUGCAUUAUAUUAAAUUUCAAAUUAGGAAGAGGAAAUCACUUAUACAGAUUUUCUGAAAAACUAUCUAGAAGCCAGUCAAGUGAACUCGAUUAUCAUAUAUAAGAAUGAAACAAGUAGAGUAAAUUAGGCAUCGAUCAUCACUUAAAGAGGACAAUCAAAGAGGUUGAUGAUUAUGAAUGUGGAUAACUUUUUAGAAAAUCUAGAAAGAUUCUAGAGUGAAAAAGGUUUGAGUCCUGAAUAAUUCAUACCUGUGACUUUUGAAGCUUAAUUAGAUAAAGGUAAAUUAAUGGACAGAGUAUUGAAUGUCUUGUAUUUUGGUGUCACAGUCACAUUAGUAAUAGUUCUAUUUUAAUCACUUAAAGGUAGUAUGGGAAGCAUCAAUAAGGGAAGUGGAGGAGGAGCAGGAGGAAAUGAUGUAUUUGGAUUUGGUAAAUCUAAUGUAAAGUAAUUUGGAUUUGAACAAAAUGUGAAGGUAAAGUUUAAGGAUGUUGCUGGAUUGGAUGAAGCCAAAUUGGAAAUCAAGGAAUUUGUUGAUUUUUUAAAGAAACCUCGUAAAUAUAAGGAGAUGGGAGCAAAGUUACCAAGAGGAGCAUUGUUGGCAGGACCCCCAGGAACUGGCAAGACAAUGGUGGCAAAGGCAUGUGCUGGAGAAGCAGGUGUUCCAUUUUUUUUUGUAAGUGGUUCAGAUUUUGUUGAAAUGUUUGUGGGAGUGGGAGCAAGUAGAGUCAGAGAUUUAUUUAAAUAAGCAAAAGCUAAAUCUCCUAGUAUUAUAUUUAUUGAUGAAAUUGAUGCUGUUGGUAGAAAAAGAGAUGCAAAAAUAGGAGGUAAUGAUGAAAGAGAUAAUACAUUGAAUUAAUUAUUAGUAGAAAUGGAUGGAUUUGGAACUGACACUAAUGUUAUUGUGUUAGCAGCUACAAACAGAAAGGAAUUGCUAGAUCCAGCCCUCACAAGACCUGGUAGAUUUGAUAGAUCAGUUGAUAUCACAUUACCAGAUAUUGAAGGUAGAAAAUAGAUAUUUAUGGUUCAUUUGACACCUUUAAAAUUGGAUCCAUCAAAAACUAUGGAAGAAUAUGCAAAAAGAUUAGCUACUUUGACUCCAGGGUUUAGUGGAGCUGAAAUUGCUAAUCUUUGUAAUGAAGCUGCUAUCAUGGCAGCAAGAGCUAAUAAAAUUUAUGUUGAUUCCAACGACUUUGAAAUGGCUUCAGAAAGAGUUAUGGCUGGUUUGGAAAAGAAGAGAAUAAUAAGUGAAGAAGAAAGAAAAACUGUUGCAUAUCAUGAAUCUGGACAUGCAGUUGUCAGUUGGUUUUUAUAAGGAGGACAUCCUUUACUUAAACUAACAAUCAUACCCAGAAGCAAAGGUUCUUUGGGAUAUGCAUAAUAUUUGCCAAAUGAAUCCAGUUUGGAAUCCAAAUAAGAAUUACUAGAUAGAAUUUGUUGUAUUUUGGGAGGUAGAAUAUCGGAGGAGAUAUUUUUUGAUUAAAUCACCACUGGAGCCUAUGAUGAUUUGAAGAAGGCGUAUGAGGUGGCUCAUAGUAUUGUAACCAAGUUUGGUAUGAGCGAGAGUAUUGGUUAUAUUGGAUUCUAGGAGGGCGAGUUCUAGAAGCCUUAUAGUGAUAAUACCAAUAAGCAUAUAGAUGAUGAAAUAAAGAAGAUUAUAGAGGAUUAAACCCAGAGAACUCGAUAGUUGUUGAGAGAGAAGAAAGAAUUUGUUGAUAAGUAAUUUUAAUGAUGUAAUCUUAGAUUGGCGACGAGUUUGUUGGAUAAGGAAACUCUGGACUUAUAGAAAAUAAUAGAGGUUUUAGGUGAAAGACCAUUUCCGCCUCGAUCUAACUACAAGGCAUAUCUGGAAAUCAAGAAGGAAGACUCAAAACAAGGUUCUGAAUGA